This is a messenger RNA of Rana temporaria (common frog), 2577 nucleotides long. It is a transcript of the gene RANBP3L, whose product is annotated as RAN binding protein 3 like. The transcript is spliced from 15 exons. NCBI's taxonomy places the organism in Eukaryota, Metazoa, Chordata, Amphibia, Anura, Ranidae. Gene Ontology annotation, biological process: protein export from nucleus. The record is from RefSeq and is a predicted model, not a curated record. Bases 225 to 1730 code for a protein of 501 amino acids. Gene Ontology annotation, cellular component: cytoplasm; nuclear pore. Gene Ontology annotation, molecular function: GTPase activator activity.
GUCCUGUCGCUGUAGCCUCACGUAGUCAGUUGUUGUCGGAUCUCCGGACAGGACGUGGUCACUCAGCGAUCAGCCGUGCCGGGGAAUGAGUCUGUGGAUGAUCGGACCUCCUUGUUGUUGUUUGCUGCAGCCUUGUAGUGUGAUCCGCUCUCCUGUACGGAUUGGUCUCCCCCCUUUGCAGAGCUGCAGAACUUUAUCCGGGAGGUGUGAUUGGGGGGGCCGGUAUGAGAAACCAGCAAACUUCUAUCAUCAGAGAGAAUAAUGUGUUCUUCCCGGAGAUAGAGCCUCUGUCCGCCCGAUCCUUCCAGACACAAAGCUGCAAAUCUGCCAUGUGCAUCACCGCCAGCAACCGUGGCACCGUCCACCGAGCCCGGUCCGCCAGCCACGACUGCCAUGGAGAUAAUUCAUUGCUUGCCCAACCAGCAUUUGCACAGGACAAGAAGGAACGCUCAUUUAAGAGACACGCAGGAGAUCUUCUACUGAAGUCUGAACAUGGCCUUUGUGUGUACGAGGAGAAGAGAUUCCGUUCGUCAUCGUUCACGUUCAGGCCGUCCAGCUCCUCCAGUGAAACUGGCCCAAGUGAGAAAAGAGUGCGCUCCUCUUCCUUCAGCCUUCUGACCGCCUUCCCUCCAAAUCAGCCAGCAUUGAAAAACAAUGUGUUCAUGCCUUCCACUCUCCUGCCAGAGCGAACACAUAGGCACAAUAAUGACUCAGAGGAAACGUUGCAUACCUGGACAGUCAUAAAACCAGCGACAUUACAGCCUCCACAAGUAACUGUGUCUUCUGACAUCGAGAGUUCACAGACCGGGACUGAAGAGAAGCAGAUCCUAGAAGAAGAGAGCAAAGCUCUGGUGAAUAAUGCAGGACAGCCAAAGUCUGCUCAUGGAUCCACCUGCAUCCUGGGGACGGAAACGAGAUUUAGGAUGCAGCCGUUUGAUCAGAUGCCACCUAAAUAUACAACAGAUUUUGUCUUUGGUGAGAACAUGGAAAGGAGAGUCAUGAGUCCCAAGAGGCCGACACCAUCUCAGACCAGAGUACCGCUGUGCAGGCGGGAAUCCGCGUCAUCUAGAUUAUCAUAUAACAGGAACUGGCCUUAUCAGAAGCACAGAUUGCAUACGAGCCUUAUAGAGUCAGCUGCAGCAUACACCUCCAGGCCAAGAAUAAAAUAUGAACUGGACCAAGUGAAGGUUAUCACUGGAGAGGAGUCCGAGCGCAAUGUGCUACAGAUUAGCUGCAAACUCUUUGUGUUUAACAAAGAAAGCCAGGUGUGGACAGAACGAGGCCGGGGCUACCUGAGGCUCAAUGACUUGGCUGACAAUGAUGAUGGACCAUUCCGAUCUCGUAUAGUGAUGCGGAAUCACGGAAAUUUGAAGCUGAUCCUGAACAGUAAAAUCUUCAGUGGGAUGAAGCUGGAGAGAGCGAAUAGGAGGAGUCUGCGUAUCACCGCCACUGAUCUGACCGACAGCAGCCUCAAAGUAUUCCUCGUGCAGGCAAGUGUGAAAGAUGCUGCACGCCUUCAUGCUGCAAUCCAUCAUCGGCUCAUUGCAAUGAGCAGCUUCCGGGCCAAGCAGGAGCAGAGCAUGCCCAUCGGUGAGGAUGAAAGCAGCUCCAAUUCGCAGCUUCUCAACAGCGAUUCUGAGGAUGAAGAAGAUGAUGAGAUGAAAUUCUGUUCUAGCAAGAUGUCAGAUCAUCUCCAGUUGAUCCGUCAGCGCCCUGUCCUGUACUCCUGACAGUUGCUUUCCAUCCGUCUUCUCUCAGUCAUGCGUCUUUGUACAACAUCAUCCGCAAGAUCGCCAAUAUCAAACUGGAAUCUGAUUGGGAGAAGGAAUUGCAUUGAGCAAAAUCAUACUCCUAUUAAAAAGUACUACACAGACAAGGAGUGUCAAAUUAACCAAUUGGAUAGACUUUCCUGUCUCUGCGACAUGUUUUGGAAUCCAGUAUCUACUAAAGACUUAUUGGACAGGAUCAUUAAUUGGGACACUUUAAGAGAUAUAAAUAUAUAUAUAUAUACCUCAAGAAUGAUGACUGAGUGCACCUUAAUAUUUAGCCAAAGGAUCUUGAGACAAACAUUCCCAAUAUCAACAACUUCUCUCCUCUCCUUGUUAUUUAAUAUUCAUUUAUUUGGAGAUCCGUGAUCAUGCAUCAUACCAGCAAGUCAAAGCCUGUAUGUGUGUGAAUUAAAAAAAGAAAAAGGUAUAACUUGGUUACAAUACUGUGCAUCAUAUUGAUGGCAAUGAUCAAGCUUACUUUGUAUAUGCAUUGCCAUAUUCGUAUUGCACACCGUUGCAGUCUUUUACAUCCUAUUUGACAUGUUUUAUCAUUUUUUUGUUUUAUUUUUUGGUCACGGUGGCUGAAACUUUAGAGGGCUAGUGUGUUUUUUUUUCUGCUAAUUUUGUAAAAUAUAUCUAAUCUAUUGUGUAUUUAAAAUUUUCAUUCUAUAUACAUAUAUAUAUAUUUAUAUUUUAUUAAAGGUUGUUUAUGGUAGUGUAAUAUAUAUAUAAAUUUUAGAGAAAAUCUAUUUAACAGGGUUUGCUUGGCACGUUUAUAAACCGUUACUCUGUUUACAUGUAAAUUGAA